CUAUGCUCGGGCUGCGCUCAUCACUCUCCUAUGGGCUCGUGCGAUUAGAAGCCAUGCAUGAAACGACGUUUAAGCCCAAGCGGCCUGCAUUUUGCGCUCAGCCGGGGCUGCCCCCCAGAAUCGACCUUUGCUAAUGUCUUACAGAACGCUAGCUCGCGGUUUUCCGAGCCGGGAGAGGCUGAGCAGCAGCUCUAUUAAAGCUGUAAUGGCGCAUUUCGCCCGUGCACUCAGCCGCUGCGGCAAAAUAGCCGGCGUCGCCGCCACCAGUGUCGCCACCGCGACCUUCUGCGACGCGGCCAUCAACAAGAAGGACUUCACGCCCCUGGUCGUAGCAAGGAAUGACAAGAUUGGAGCCAACGUCCACAAAGUCACGCUAGCGUUCCCCGACCCGAGCGACACGCUGGGCAUGACGUGCGCGGGCAUGCUCAUGGUCGAGGGCGAGAAGCGCGACGGCAGCGGCACCAUCGCGAGACCCUACACGCCUGUUACCAGAGACGACACGGUCGGGCGCAGUGCGGAAAUCAACCAGUGCGUCAGGCCGGCCUGGAGGUAUUAUUUACCAUUCUGGCCGCCUCGACGCAGCGCGAGAGUGCUUGGCGUCCUCGCACGAGGCGUCUUAGGCUUACUCACCCGAACGUUUGAUUUCCGCACAGGUCGGGCGCAUGGAAUUAGUUGUAAAAGACUACCCGGGCGUGGGCAACGUGUCGAGCCACGUGUGUUCCCGGAAGGUGGGCGACACGCUGCGCGUCAAGGGCUGCUUUACGAAAAUUAAAGUCGAAGCCAAUAAAUGGAAGCGCGUCGGCAUGGUCGCCGGCGGCUCGGGGCUCACGCCGUGCCUCCAGGUCGCCGAGGAGCUGUUGAGCCUACCUGACGAUAAAACGAAGAUCGAUCUUAUUUUUUGCAAUAAAAACGAGGGCGACAUCUUCCUGAAGGACCACUUGGAUGCCCUGGCGGCGAAGCACGACCGCUUCACCGUGAAGUACUGCGUGGACAAGCCGCUCGGCAUGUUCUGGUCGUGGACGGGCGGCCUGACGGGCUACGUCGACGCGGACAUGGUAAAGGCGCACCUGCCGCCGCCUUCGGAAGGAAACAUCGUCAUGGUCUGCGGGCCGCCGCCGAUGUACAAGGCCAUCUGCGGCCCCAAGAAGUUCGAGAAGGGGAAGCCGCCCAAACAAGGCCCCAUCGACGGCGUCCUGAAGGCGCUGGGCUACACCGAGGCGAUGUGCUUCAAGUUCUAGUCUAGUUUUCUUAACAUACAUUAUGUCCGCGU
Pelagomonas calceolata is the source of this 1270-nucleotide messenger RNA. NCBI's taxonomy places the organism in Eukaryota, Pelagophyceae, Pelagomonadales, Pelagomonadaceae. The record is from the annotation of a GenBank genome assembly.